Cucurbita pepo subsp. pepo (vegetable marrow) is the source of this 1077-nucleotide messenger RNA. RefSeq lists its product as uncharacterized. Lineage: Eukaryota; Viridiplantae; Streptophyta; Magnoliopsida; Cucurbitales; Cucurbitaceae. The record is from RefSeq and is a predicted model, not a curated record.
UAGGAAUACUCCCCAAAGAGCUUCCUGGAGUUUGUUGGGGUUUAAUUUUGAUCGAAUUUUCAUCAUCUCUAGGGUUUAUCUUAUACGAACAAUCCGGCCGGCGAUUGUGAAAUUUCACCAUGCCGCAGGGAGAUUACAUUGAGCUUCACAGGAAGCGACAUGGCUACCGCCAUGAUCACUUUGAGCGCAAACGCAAGAAGGAGGCUCGUGAAGUGCACAAACGAUCUGCUAUGGCUCAGAAGGCUUUGGGUAUCAAGGGCAAGAUGUUCGCGAAGAAACGUUAUGCGGAGAAGGCUCUGAUGAAAAAAACAUUGGCUAUGCAUGAGGAGUCUUCAAGUAGACGCAAGGUUGAUGAUGAUGUUCAAGAAGGUGCUCUUCCUGCCUAUCUAUUGGAUCGUGAAAAUACAGCUCGGGCAAAAGUUCUUAGCAACACCAUUAAGCAAAAGAGGAAAGAAAAAGCUGGAAAGUGGGAAGUUCCCCUGCCCAAGGUCAGGCCUGUUGCGGAGGAUGAAAUGUUUAAAGUGAUAAGAACUGGUAAAAGGAAAACAAAACAAUGGAAGAGGAUGGUCACAAAAGCUACAUUUGUCGGGGCUAGUUUUACAAGAAAACCUCCUAAGUACGAGCGGUUUAUCCGCCCAUCUGGGCUUCGAUUUACAAAAGCACAUGUAACACAUCCCGAACUUAAAUGCACUUUCAAUCUUGAGAUCAUAGGAGUGAAGAAAAAUCCAAAUGGUCCUAUGUAUACCUCUCUUGGUGUCAUGACCAAGGGAGCUAUUAUUGAGGUGAAUGUCAGUGAACUUGGAUUGGUCACACCAGCUGGGAAAGUAGUAUGGGGGAAGUAUGCUCAGGUGACCAAUAAUCCGGAGAAUGAUGGCUGCAUAAAUGCUGUUCUGCUUGUCUGAAGAAACUUAAUUAGACUUGGGGGAGCACAGGUAGGCAUUCUUUUUGAAGUGGUAGCAACAAUCUUCCUUUUUUCUUGUCAAUUUUUUUUGUGGCCAUUAGCUCUCUUCCUUGACAUGUAACCACAAAUGUAUUCUUAUUUAAAUAUAUAUACUUUUCAUGCGGAUUUUUUCUCCA